Molecule: messenger RNA, 1479 nt
Organism: Euleptes europaea (tarantolino)
Lineage: Eukaryota; Metazoa; Chordata; Lepidosauria; Squamata; Sphaerodactylidae
Gene: MBOAT1
Product: membrane bound O-acyltransferase domain containing 1
Exons: 13
Coding region: 1-1479 (492 amino acids)
Biological process (GO): lipid modification
Cellular component (GO): membrane
Molecular function (GO): acyltransferase activity
Source: RefSeq, a predicted model, not a curated record
AUGGCAGAGGCGCUCUGCAGGACCACGGGCUCCGCUCUCUUGCACCCGCUGAGCCGCCUGCUGGGCAUCCCGCUGGACCAGGUAAAUUUUGUUGCUUGUCAGCUCUUUGCCCUCCUGGCGGCAUUUUGGUUUCGCCUGUACUUAAGCCCUAGUCGUGCCAGUUCUGGUGUCCGCCAUGCGUUUGCCACCAUUUCUGGAAUAUAUUUUGCUGUUUUCUGCUUUGGUUGGUACUCCAUCCAUAUUUUCACGUUAGUGAUGCUGAGCUAUGGUAUCAUGAAUAUGGCCAGUAUUCCCAACAUUCAUAGGUACUCUUUUGUAGUAGCUAUGGGAUACCUCACUCUGUGCCAUGCUAGCCGGAUAUACAUAUUCCACUACGGUAUUCUCACUACAGACUUCUCUGGGCCACUGAUGAUUGUAACACAGAAGAUCACUACUCUUGCCUUCCAGGUGCAUGAUGGAAUAGGCCGGAAAGCAGAAGACUUAUCAAGUGAGCAAAAUCAACUUGCUGUAAAAAUAAGGCCUUCUUUGCUGGAGUAUUUGAGCUAUCAGCUCAACUUUUUGAGUAUCCUAGCAGGGCCCUGCAGCAAUUACAAGGAUUACGUAGCUUUCAUUGAAGGGAAACAUGUGCAGAUGAAGCUUUUGGAAGUCAGCUGGAAGCCAAAUGGGCAUGAUAAACUUCCUGAACCUUCUCCAAUGGGAGCCAUUCGGCACAAGCUCUGCAUCGUGUUCGUAUCGCUGCUUUUGUUCCUGACAUUUACCAAGAACUUUCCAGUUGCUUACAUUGUUGAUAACCAGUUCAUCGAUAAGACUUCUUUUUUGUCAAGACUCGGCUACUUGUAUGUUGUUAUGCAGGCUUCCAAGCCAAAAUACUACUUUGCGUGGACACUCGCUGAUGUGAUCAACAAUGCAGCUGGUUUUGGGUUCAGUGGUGUUGAUGAAAGAGGCUGUUUCCACUGGGACUUAUUGUCUAAUCUAAAUAUCUGGAAUAUUGAGACGGCAACAAGUUUUAAAAUGUAUGUAGAAAACUGGAAUAUACAGACCACUGCCUGGCUUAAACGCGUGUGCUACGAUAGAGCUCCUUUGUACCCUACAGCUUUAACGUUUCUUCUCUCAGCUGUUUGGCACGGUGUUUACCCUGGAUAUUAUUUUACAUUUAUCACUGGAAUCUUCAUGACACUAGCGGCGAGAGCGAUCAGGAACAAUUUUAGGCAUUUCUUCACUUCUCCAAAGACUCUCAAGAGGAGCUAUGAUGUUGUUACCUGGUUGGUAACUCAGAUGUCUGUCUGUUAUACAGUUGCACCAUUUGUUCUGCUAGCUGUUGAGCCCACAAUUAAAUUAUACAGGUCACUUUACUUCCAUAUGCACCUUUUAUGUUUUUUUGUUCUGUUGGUGCUGCCAAAGAAAUCUGAAGGCCACAGCAGAAGACAGCCUGCAGUUCGAGGCACACAAAACUCGAAUACAAAUGAGAAACAAAAAUGA